CUCUCGUCCGAAUAGGACGUAAACGAAAUUCAACGUGCGUAUAGGAAAUAUACUGCCGCGAUCAUCGCUGUGUGUCACACAGGAUAACGAUCCAGUCGGAAAUCCCCACCUGAAUCACACUAAGUGAUCGAGAAUUAUAUUCAUUCAACGUAUCGAUUUCGGUGGUAUUGGUGCUAUCUGGGAACGUGCGGAUAGACAGAACUGUACUGUAGUAGCUGAGCUUUGAGUGUGAUCUACUGCCUACUGUCGUAAGAUCAGGAAGCCUCAAUCUUCUUAAUGCAGCAUUAGGUGCUUCUACCUGGAGGAAAUCCUGUUUGAUAUCACCUUGAUCGAGAUGGCUGCAAAUUGUAAGGGGAACAGAAAUGCUUUGCAGACUGUGGUGGCCUUCACGUUGAUCGCGCUUGUCGCAGGCCAAGACCAGCAGGAAAAGCAACCGUCGACGGAUCCGAUCUUAGUGAAUUCAAAGAACAAUCUUUACGAGGGUUCGCAGAAAUUUGCCCUUAAUUUAUUCAAGCAUGUGGUUAAACGUGUCGAAGACCAUGGUGAAGUGAAGACGAAAAAUAUCAUAAUGUCCCCGCUGUCCGUAUGGACUCUGCUGGCAUUGCUAAGCGAGGGUGCCGAAGGUGAGACUCUGCACGAGAUUCUCAAUGUUAUGAAUGUUCAAAAUCAAAGUCUGAUUAGACAUAAAUUCAAAGAGAUGCAGCAAACGACCAAUGUCAACAGCAGUGGAUUGGAGAUAUUAUCCGCUCAGUUUAUGUUCACCAACAAAAAUCAACCGGUGAAACAGGAUUUCGAGCAUAGUAUACAUACUUUCUAUGGAGACCAGUUAUUUGAGGCCUUGGAUUUCAGCAGUUCUGGAGCGGCGAUAAAGAUGAGUUACGAUCAUAUAAACAAAGUCGUUUCCGAUGCCACCAAAGGUCAAAUUGCCAGAGCAGUUUACCCAACGGAUGUCAAAGAUGCAAGACUAUUACUGCUUUCGGUUCUGUUCUUCCAGGGUGAUUGGACGUUUCCAUUCAACCGAUCGCUAACGACUGAUGCUCCUUUCUACAACGAGAAUGAACAAAUCGUAGCGACGGUGCCGAUGAUGUUUCAAAAGGCCGUGUUUCCAUUUGCUGCCUUCCGGGAACUGCAAGCACAGAUCGUAGAACUUCCAUAUGGCAGCGAUCGUCAUUUGAGUAUGUUGGUAAUACUUCCUCGUAAAGGGGUAGCACUGCAAGAAAUUGUGGCACGAUUGGCAGAUUUCAGCAUGGAAGAAAUCUACCGCGAACUGAAGCAGGUUGCUGAAGAGUACGAAGACGAUGAAGUUGAAGUUUAUCUACCACAAUUCCAGAUCACUAACGAUCUCUACUUGGAUAGUCCAUUGUACGAUAUGGGUAUCCGUCUCGCUUUAAACAAGGGAGCCGCACAGUUCAACAAGAUCGCUGACGACAUCUUCGUCAACACGGUCAUCCAGAAAAGCAAAAUAGUGGUCAACGAAGAGGGAACGACCGCGGCAGCAUCGACGGCUGCCAUAUUUGUCAAUAAAGCAACACCGCCGCGGUUCAUUGCGAACCGACCCUUUGCCUUUCUGAUUGUGGACAAACGUACGAAUCAGAUUCUGUACAUGGGUCAGGUGAAGAACCCGAUGGACCGUUAAUAAGAAUAUUUUGCAUGGGGUCGAAGAAAUGGUGGGUAUCAAACAAA
Molecule: messenger RNA, 1683 nt
Organism: Ochlerotatus camptorhynchus
Lineage: Eukaryota; Metazoa; Arthropoda; Insecta; Diptera; Culicidae
Product: serine protease inhibitor 77Ba-like
Exons: 6
Coding region: 335-1636 (433 amino acids)
Molecular function (GO): serine-type endopeptidase inhibitor activity
Source: RefSeq, a predicted model, not a curated record